AUGAAAGACGAAAGCGCUUCCAAUAGCGGCGGUAACCCUGCGCAGCAGCCGCCGUCUCAGCAAGAUGACUUCACCUCGCUCUUCACCAAUCUCUCCCUCAGUCGGCAGCAGACGACUCCUCAUGACCCCGACCGAACACCUAGAAUCUGCAACCCUUGCAGCUACGAAAUCGGACGUGAUGCCGAAACUUGCCAAGCACGCUGCUUCUGUUUGCUCUUGAUCGAUGCUCAGGAAAGUAUUGAGCUUAUUUUCAAGAAGCAACACCUUGAUGAGGAUGAUCUGGCUGAGGAGCAGAGGUUCUACCAAAUCAGGGACGAUGCAAUCACAAGCUUCUUUGAUGCGAUAGGACGAGGUGCAAACAAUGUUGGGCUGCAGCUCUUGGGACAUCUGAACGCGUGA
This is a messenger RNA of Ustilago hordei, 399 nucleotides long. RefSeq lists its product as uncharacterized. NCBI's taxonomy places the organism in Eukaryota, Fungi, Basidiomycota, Ustilaginomycetes, Ustilaginales, Ustilaginaceae. The transcript has a single exon. The record is from RefSeq and is a predicted model, not a curated record. The coding region runs from base 1 to 399 and encodes 132 amino acids.